AUGACUUCUGUAUCUGUGGAAUGGUUUGAGGAGGAUGUUGAGGUUCAUUUUGUGUAUAGAGCUCGAAGGGUAGAGAAGGGCAGGGGGGUUCCGUUGUUGUUUUUGCAUGGGUGGCCCGGUAGUUUCAUCAAAGGAAACAAAAAAAAAGCAUUCCUCACCCAAGGAGACGAAAAUCAGCCAACAUUCGAUGUCGUGGCACCUUCACUCCCCAUUUUUGGUUUUUCGGGGGCAUAUCAAAGAAAGGCUUCGGACUCUCCCAAUACGCGGAAUUCAUGCCUGCCCUAA
Molecule: messenger RNA, 285 nt
Organism: Talaromyces marneffei
Lineage: Eukaryota; Fungi; Ascomycota; Eurotiomycetes; Eurotiales; Trichocomaceae
Exons: 3
Coding region: 1-285 (94 amino acids)
Biological process (GO): epoxide metabolic process
Molecular function (GO): epoxide hydrolase activity
Source: RefSeq, a predicted model, not a curated record